AUGGUCAUGGAUAGAACCCAGGAGCCAUGUAAAAAGCAUCUGCAAAUGACAAUCCAGGCACUUCAAGAUGAGCUUAGAACCCAGAGAGACCUUAACCAUCUUCUCCAGCAAGAAAGCGGAAACCGAGGGGCUGAGCAUUUUACUAUUGAGCUCACAGAGGAGAAUUUUCGAAGACUUCAAGCAGAACAUGACAGACAAGCUAAAGAGCUCUUCCUGUUGAGAAAAACCCUUGAAGAAAUGGAGCUUAGGAUUGAAACACAAAAACAAACACUAAAUGCCAGAGAUGAAUCAAUAAAAAAGCUUUUGGAAAUGUUGCAAAGUAAAGGUUUGCCAUCUAAAGGAAUGGAAGAUGACAAUGAGAGAACUCGAAGGAUGGCGGAGGCUGAAUCUCAGGUCAAUCAUUUAGAAGUGAUUUUAGAUCAGAAGGAGAAGGAAAACAUGCAUCUUAGAGAGGAAUUACAUAGAAGAACACAACUUCAGCCUGAGCCAGCAAAGACGAAGGCUCUUCAAACAGUUAUUGAAAUGAAGGAUACAAAAAUAGCUUCCCUUGAGCGGAAUAUAAGAGAUCUUGAAGAUGAAAUACAGAUGUUAAAGACAAAUGGAGUUCUGAAUACUGAGGACCGAGAAGAAGAAAUCAAACAAAUAGAAGUUUACAAGAGUCACUCAAAGUUCAUGAAAAAUAAGAUUGACCAACUGAAACAAGAACUCUCAAAGAAAGAAUCAGAACUUCUUGCCUUACAAACUAAGCUUGAAACCCUUAGCAAUCAGAAUUCAGAUUGCAAACAACACAUUGAAGUGCUUAAAGAGUCACUUACUGCCAAAGAACAGAGAGCUGCCAUACUUCAGACAGAGGUUGAUGCCUUGCGUUUACGAUUGGAAGAAAAAGAAACCUUUCUGAAUAAAAAAACAAAACAACUUCAAGACCUCACAGAAGAGAAAGGAACCCUGGCUGGAGAGAUUCGAGAUAUGAAAGACAUGUUGGAAGUAAAAGAAAGAAAAAUUAAUGUCCUUCAGAAAAAGAUUGAAAAUCUACAGGAGCAACUUAGGGACAAAGACAAACAACUAACUAAUCUAAAAGACAGAGUGAAGUCCUUGCAGACGGAUUCUAGUAACACAGACACAGCACUAGCAACCUUAGAAGAAGCUCUGUCAGAAAAGGAAAGAAUAAUAGAGCGCUUGAAGGAGCAAAGGGAGCGAGAUGACAGAGAAAGACUUGAAGAAAUUGAAUCUUAUAAAAAAGAAAACAAAGACCUGAAGGAGAAAGUUAAUGCUUUACAAGCUGAACUGACAGAGAAAGAGUCUAGUUUAAUCGAUCUCAAAGAACAUGCAUCUUCAUUGGCAUCAGCAGGGCUGAAAAGAGACUCCAAACUUAAGUCUUUAGAAAUAGCCAUAGAACAAAAGAAAGAAGAGUGUAGUAAGUUGGAAGCACAGUUGAAAAAGCAAGCUGAACAGUUGUUCAAUCAGAUGUACAAUCCAGCUCAUGAGGCUGAAGAGGAGGCACGGAUGAAUCCAGAAUUUGCAGACAGAAUCAAACAGCUUGACAAAGAGGCGUCCUACUAUAGAGAAGAGUGUGGCAAAGCUCAGGCUGAGGUUGACAGACUUCUAGAAAUACUCAAGGAAGUAGAGAAUGAGAAGAAUGACAAAGAUAAGAAAAUUGCUGAGUUAGAAAGCUUGACUUCCAGACAUAUGAAGGACCAAAACAAGAAGGUUGCCAAUCUGAAGCACAAUCAGCAAUUGGAGAAAAAAAAGAAUGCACAGUUGUUGGAAGAAGUUCGUAGGCGAGAGGACAAUAUGACUGACAACUCUCAACAUUUACAAGUAGAAGAGCUCAUGAAUGCACUGGAUAAGACUAGACAAGAAUUAGAUUCUACCAAAGCCCGUCUUGCCUCAACACAGCAGUCUUUGGCUGAAAAAGAAGCACAUCUGGCUAACCUGAGAAUAGAACGAAGAAAACAGCUUGAGGAAAUUCUAGAAAUGAAACAGGAAGCUUUGCUUGCUGCAAUUAGUGAAAAAGAUGCAAACAUUGCCUUGCUUGAACUGUCUGCUUCCAAGAAAAAGAAGACUCAGGAGGAAGUAAUGGCUCUUAAACGAGAGAAGGACAGAUUAGUACAUCAGUUAAAACAGCAGACACAAAACAGAAUGAAACUGAUGGCAGAUAACUAUGAUGAUGACCAUCACCACUAUCACCACCAUCACCACCACCACCAUCAUCGAUCCCCUGCGAGACCACAACACUCCAACCACAGACCCUCUCCAGAUCAG
Apaloderma vittatum (bar-tailed trogon) is the source of this 2262-nucleotide messenger RNA. It is a transcript of the gene ERC2, whose product is annotated as ELKS/RAB6-interacting/CAST family member 2. The record is from RefSeq and is a predicted model, not a curated record. Gene Ontology annotation, molecular function: structural constituent of presynaptic active zone. The transcript is spliced from 16 exons. Gene Ontology annotation, cellular component: cytoskeleton of presynaptic active zone. Gene Ontology annotation, biological process: regulation of synaptic plasticity; maintenance of presynaptic active zone structure; neuromuscular synaptic transmission. Lineage: Eukaryota; Metazoa; Chordata; Aves; Trogoniformes; Trogonidae. The annotation marks the transcript as partial.